Molecule: messenger RNA, 6137 nt
Organism: Polypterus senegalus (gray bichir)
Lineage: Eukaryota; Metazoa; Chordata; Cladistia; Polypteriformes; Polypteridae
Gene: slit3
Product: slit homolog 3 (Drosophila)
Exons: 36
Coding region: 575-5140 (1521 amino acids)
Biological process (GO): negative chemotaxis; axon guidance
Molecular function (GO): Roundabout binding; heparin binding; calcium ion binding
Source: RefSeq, a predicted model, not a curated record
GCAUUCUUUGAGAAGGCAGGCAAGAGGCUUGAGUCGCGGCCGCUUCUCAAAGCUGCGGUGUGCGAGCAGAGGCUGAUCGCGGCGGCCGAAUGGAUUAACGGCUCCCUGGGAUGAAGACCACCUCAGUAUCGUUUUGUUUAUCCUUUUUCUAAUGCUUGUGGACUCGUCAUCUUGAUAUUUUCAGAGUGCUGCUUUCCACGUUCAAAGCAGAAGGCUGUCAUUCUGAUGGGUGAUUUAUAACAAGACUACCUCAUUUGUUUUUUAAUUUACUUAUUUUUUAUUGUUCUUUCAGUUAAUUAUUUACUCAGUCACACUCUCUUUUAUUAUUUGCUUAAUAAUCUGUCCGCAAAGAAGGAUAUUAAACUCGCGGACAACCUUUUUUUUUUUUUUGAUUUGUGAUUAUUUCUGUCAAUCGAACCAGUGGGCAGGUGAAACUGAACAGAGCGGGAUAAACCAAUUUCACUUCAUCCUGACCGUUUUAUUAAGAGUUCUUGGAUUUAUUUAUACCUUUCUGCCAAGUCUUUCCCCAACGUGGUUUUGUGCUGCACGGAUAUCGCCGCAGAGGAUAACAACAAUGCCAUAUGUCCGGGAAAGGUGGGCGCCCUACCUGCGUCCUGCCCUUCUGUUGUGUUGGAUGUUUUACGGCGUGGUUGUAAUUGGAUGUCCAACAAAAUGCAGCUGCUCCGGACCCAACGUGGACUGCCACGGACAAGGAUUUAGGACUGUGCCCAAAGGUCUGCCGCGGAACUCCGAGAGACUAGACUUGGACAGAAACAAUAUAACUCGAAUUACGAAAGUAGACUUCACUGGUCUGAAGAACCUGCGAGUUUUGCAUCUGGAAGACAACCAAAUCAGCGUGAUUGAAAGAGGCGCAUUUCAGGAUCUGAAACAGCUGGAGAGACUCCGAUUGAACAGGAACAAGUUGCAAGUGCUCCCUGAGCUACUGUUUCAGUCUACACCUAAACUGGGUCGCUUGGAUCUGAGUGAAAACCAGAUUCAAGCCAUUCCUCGUAAGGCUUUCCGUGGAAUCACCAAUGUCAAAAACUUGCAACUGGACAACAACCACAUUAGCUGCAUUGAAGAUGGUGCCUUCCGAGCUCUGCGGGACCUCGAGAUUCUCACUCUCAACAACAACAACAUCACCCUCAUCCCUCUUUCCAGCUUUAACCACAUGCCAAAACUUCGGACAUUACGUCUGCACUCCAACAAUCUAUACUGUGACUGCCAUCUCUCCUGGCUUUCUGAUUGGCUGCGCCAGCGCCGUGGAAUUGCCCAGUUUACCCAAUGCAUGGGACCUGUUCACAUGAGAGGUCUGAAUGUGGCUGAUGUUCAGAAGAAGGAAUUUAUUUGUUCAGGUCCUCAGACCUCUGAACCUCAGACCUGCAGUGCACAGGCUUCCUCCUGUCCGCAAUCCUGCACGUGUAACAACAACAUUAUAGACUGUCGAGGCAAAGGGCUCACUGAGAUACCAGCAAACCUGCCUGAGGGGAUUGUGGAAAUCCGCCUAGAACAGAAUCUGAUCAAAACCAUUCCCCCAGGUGCCUUUUCACAGUAUAAGAAGCUGAAACGCAUAGAUUUAAGUAAAAAUCAGAUUGUGGAUAUUGCUGCGGAUGCAUUCCAUGGGCUGCGUUCCCUUGUUUCCUUGGUGCUUUAUGGGAACAAGAUUGCUGAUAUUCCUAAGGGCCUUUUUGAUGGACUUGUCUCACUCCAGUUGCUGCUUCUCAAUGCAAACAAAAUCAACUGCUUGCGUGUGAAUACGUUCCAGGACCUCCAGAAUCUCAAUCUGCUUUCUCUAUAUGACAAUAAGCUGCAAACCAUCAGUAAAGGGCUGUUUGCUCCACUGAGGGCCAUCCAAACACUACAUUUGGCACAAAAUCCUUUUGUGUGUGACUGCCACCUGAAAUGGUUAGCUGACUAUCUUGAAGACAACCCAAUUGAGACAAGUGGAGCACGUUGCAGCCACCCACGCCGUCUCGCCAACAAACGCAUCAGCCAGGUCAAGGGAAAGAAAUUUCGUUGCUCAGGAACAGAGGACUAUCGUACUCGACUGAGUGGUGACUGUUUCCAAGACCUGGUGUGCCCUGAUCGUUGCCGCUGCGAGGGUACCAUUAUAGACUGUUCCAACCAGAAACUGACCCGUAUUCCAGCUUAUCUCCCAGAUCACACUACUGACCUACGCUUGAAUGAUAAUGAAAUUGCCAUCUUGGAAGCCACAGGAAUCUUUAAGAAGCUCCCCAAUCUUCGUAAAAUUAACCUGAGUAACAACAAACUGAGGGAAAUACGUGAAGGAGCCUUUGAUGGUGCUGGAAAUGUGCAAGAGUUACUAUUGACUGGGAACCAACUGGAGAUGAUGCAUGGGCGCAUGUUCAAGGGACUGACGGGACUCAAAACACUGAUGUUGAGAAGCAACUUAAUCACAUGUGUGGACAACAACACCUUCACAGGUCUCAGCUCGGUGCGGCUACUGUCCCUUUAUGACAAUCACAUCUCCAGCAUCACUCCAGGAGCUUUUAGCACCCUCGUCUCUUUGUCCACGAUCAACCUGCUUUCUAAUCCAUAUGUGUGUGACUGCCAUCUGGCCUGGUUGGGAAAGUGGCUGAAAAAGAAACGAAUAGUGACUGGUAACCCCCGCUGCCAGAAGCCCGCUUUCCUGAAGGAAAUACCCAUUCAGGAUGUGGCUGAUCCUGACUUCAUCUGUGAUGGUAAUGAGGAGAGUAGCUGUCUUCCACCUCCACGCUGCCCUGAAGCAUGCACUUGUUCUGACACUGUGGUUCGUUGCAGCAACAGGGGCCUGCACUCUCUUCCAAAAGGCAUCCCUAAAGAUGUUACAGAAUUAUACAUUGAGGGAAAUGUCCUCACAUCUGUCCCAAAAGAGCUGUCCACGUUCAAGCACCUGUCCCUUAUUGACUUGAGCAACAACAGCAUCAGCUUUCUGCCUCCCAAUACCUUUAGCAAUAUGAGUCAUCUGUCUACUCUAAUUUUGAGCUACAAUAAGAUUAAGUGUAUUCCACUGCUUGCCUUCAAUGGCCUCAGAUCUCUGCGUCUACUUACUCUUCAUGGCAACGAUCUUUCAACUGUUCCAGAUGGAGCAUUCAACGACUUGACAUCUCUGUCCCAUCUAGCGUUGGGUGCCAACCCCUUGUACUGUGACUGUAAUCUACGCUGGCUGUCUGAAUGGGUCAAGGCUGGCUUUAAGGAGCCUGGGAUUGCUCGCUGUGCUGGGCCACCUGAUAUGGCAGACAGACUCCUACUCACCACCCCUCUGAACAAAUUUCAAUGCAAAGGCUCUGCUGAUGUUACUUUAAUGUCGAAAUGCAACCCCUGCCUUUCCAGCCCAUGUAGAAACAAUGGCACCUGUAACAGUGAUCCUUCAGGCUUAUAUCAUUGCACCUGCCCCUAUGGCUUUAAGGGACGCAACUGUGAAGCACCCCUCAACGCCUGCAUUGUCUCUCCAUGUGUUAAUGGAGGCACUUGCCACCUCUAUCCUGGAAACGAUGACCAGUUCAGCUGUGUCUGCCCGGAUGGCUUUGAAGGAGAGAGGUGUGAAACAAACCCGGAUGACUGUGAGGAUAAUGACUGUGAGAACAACUCCACUUGUGUUGAUGGUAUCAACAACUACACCUGUCUCUGUCCACCUAACUUCACUGGUGAACUGUGUGAAGAGGUAAUCGACCCCUGUGCUCCUGGAUUCAACCCCUGUCAGCACGACUCGAAAUGUGUAGCUCUUGGCAAGAGCAUCCACUGUGAAUGCCUUCCUGGUUAUGUUGGUGAGCACUGUGAACAAGACUUUGAUGACUGCCUUGAGAACAAAUGCCGGCAUGGUGGGCAGUGUGUGGAUGCUGUCAAUGGCUACACCUGCAUUUGCCCAGAUGGAUUCAGUGGACUCUUUUGUGAAAGCCCUCCUCCUAUGGUGCUUCUUCAGACCAGUCCAUGUGACCACUUUGACUGCCAAAAUGGAGCCCCAUGCCUCAUGGUGGCAGGAGAUCCAGUUUGUCGCUGCUUGCCUGGCUUCUCUGGGAACAGAUGUCAAAAGACUGUCACGGUCCACUUUCUCGGGAAGGAGUCCUAUGUAGAGCUGUCUGGAACAAAGAUUCGAAGCACGGCCAACAUUUCUUUUCAGGUGGCAACAAAGAAAGACAAUGGGGUUUUACUAUAUAAAGGAGACAGCGAUCCACUGGCUCUAGAGCUGUACCAGGGUCACAUCCGUCUCAUAUAUGACAUUGCCAACUAUCCUCCCACAACUGUCUACAGUGUGGAGUCGGUAAAUGAUGGCCUGUUACACUCAAUAGAGCUUUUGAUCCAGAAUCAGACAGUGAGCCUUACAGUAGAUAAGGGAUCUCCAAAGAAUCUGGGAAAACUCCAAAAACUGCCACCCGUCAGCUUUACUAGUCCUAUCUACAUUGGAGGAAUCCCUAGCACACUGACUGGAGCAGGAUUGCGUCAUGGCCAUGAUCGUAGUCCCCUGGGAUUUUUUGGCUGCAUUCACAAUGUCCGCAUUAAUGGCGAGUUGCAGGACCUAGGAGGUUCAUCACGCCGCACAGAUGGAAUUCUCCCAGGAUGCCACUCCUGUAGUGUCUGUGCUCAAGGCACUUGUCGCCAGAGAGAAGGUGUCGGAGUAACAUGCGACUGUCCCCCUGGUCGAAGUGGACCGCUUUGUGACCAGGAGAUCCAUGACCCCUGCCAGAGUAACAAGUGCAUGCAAGGUUUGUGUGUGGCAUCAGGCUCCUCCUAUAAAUGCCAGUGUGCAGAAGGCUAUUCUGGCCAUUACUGUGACAGGAAAGAGGAACCAGCAACCUGCAAGGGACGUAAAUGUGUACAUGGAGAGUGCAAAGUUUCAGAAAAUGGAGAGUUCGCCUGCCUUUGCAAACCCAACUACACCGGACCAGCCUGUGAUUCUGAGCUCCUUUGUCGAAGCGAAGUUAUUCGAGAGUUCAUCAAGAAGCAGCAAGCAUAUACAUCAUGCACCUCAACCAGCAAGAUUACGCGAGUGGAGUGCCGAGGGCCUUGCUCCGGGGGCUUCUGUUGUGCACCCAUCAAGAGCAAGAGACGGAAAAUAGCUUUUGAAUGCACAGAUGGUUCAUCCUUCAAUGAAGAAGUAGAAUGGCCAACAGAAUGUGGCUGUUCAAAGUGCCCGUUAUAAUAAUUGGCUGCCACUCAACAAGGACCUGCUGAAAUGGAAAUAAAUAUAUUGUAAAAUAAAACAAAUAGAACUUAUUUUUAUUACUGGAUUUUUUGUUUUAUUUUAUUUUAUUUUAGUUGUUAUACAUUGUGAUUUAAUUUUCUGAAUUACUUCCUCUGUUGAGUACUUUGGGUAUUCUGUACAUUUAUGUGUCAUAUCAGGCAUUAUUUUUACCAUGAGAGAUUAACAAUUGAAAAGUUAUAUCAAUUUAUGUACAAAUCUAUAUAAAUAUAUAUACUUAGACUAUUGAAUAUUUUGAUAAAAUAUAUUGCAUGACUUGAAUAACUGAUGAUCGUCUGACUACAAGUGGCAGUUUCUGAUCUUAAAGCCAUGUUUCCACUUUAUGACAUCUGCAGAAGAGGACUAUCUGCUUCUCAUCAGUAAAUACACUUUUCAGGGCUACAAAAGAAAAGAAAAAGACUAAAAGGACUUCUUGGUUAACUUGUUUUGCCAGCGUGAAGGAACAGUGAGCUUCUAUGUUCUGUCUUGACUUGAUAUCUUGGUUUGCAUUGACUUCCUGAUGCUCUUCUGCAAAUGCUGUUUGCCUCAAUUUGGGAUUUUUGGACGGUUCACUUGUUUUGCUUUAUUCAGUGAUUUAGUCUUCUUUUAAAUUUACUGCCAAAAAUCUAUUGAAAGUCAGUAUUGACGAAGACUAAGGCCUAAACUGGAUUUGUUCAUACCCACUCCAGACUCCAGUGGUGCGCAUAAUAAAGAAGAUUAUGGAGGAAUGAUCUUAUGUUCUUAAUGAGACUGUAGCCGAAUGGCCAAAUGGCAGAUGCACCUUCAGCUUUGGAUUCAAGUGAUCCUUGGGAGCCUGUGACUGAGGGCGGUAAAUAAACACACAAGACACGGGCAAAUGUAGGAAAGCAUCGUCCUCUAUUGUAUGCUAAUUCUCUUUAGCAAUUCUGAAAUCACAACCAAUCAAAGUAAGGAUAAAUAAAGGGUUCUAUUGUCCAAA